AUUGUUGAUGGGAUCCCAAUUACUUCCCAUUUUGUAGUGGCGUAGGAUAUUGUUGAUUUCUGCCGGAUUUAUGUUUGGAUAAUAAGAAUCUGGUAGAAAUCAGCAAUUCUCCCUCUUUCAAUCUCUCUUCUACGAUCAGGGUCAUUGUUCCAACUUUUUUUUCUUUUUAAUCCUGAUACUCUUCUUAAGCGGAGUUUCAGAAUGGAACAAUUCAGGCGUAUUGGAGAAGUAUUGGGAAGUUUGAAGGCAAUGAUGGUAUUUCGCGACAAUAUCCAAAUCAAUCAGCGGCAGUGCUUCCUGUUGCUUGAUAUAUUCCAUUCUGCAUAUAAUUCAAUCUCAGAAGAGAUGAAGCAGAACCUGAAAUUUGAAGAGAAGCACACGAAAUGGAGAAUACUAGAACAACCAUUGAGAGAGAUUCAUAGAAUAUUCAAAGAAGGAGAGGGCUACAUCAAGCAAUGCUUGGAAACCAAGGACUGGUGGGCAAAAGCCAUUAUACUUUAUCAGAAUACAGAUUGCGUCCAGUUUUAUAUCCACAACUUACUUACCUACAUUCCAAUUGUUAUCGAAGCAAUCGAAACUGUUGGAGAAUUUUCAGGGUGGGAUGAGCUUGAGAUACAGAAGAAGAGGCUUGUGUACUCAAACAAGUAUCAGAAGCAAUGGAAAGACCCACAACUAUUUCAGUGGAGGUUCGCAAAGCAGUAUCUCAUUACCCAGGAAUUGUGUGAACGUUUUGAUACAGCUUGGAAAGAGGAUAGGUGGAUUCUCCUAAAUAAAAUCAAGGAAAAGAAGAUUUCAUGCUCAACAAAGCAUGCUCGACAACUCAUAGAAUUAUUUCUGAAAAAUUUGGAAGGAUCAGAGCAUCAGAAUGGGAAACUCUUGCCAAGUUCAAUCCUGGCUGGGUCUAAAGAUUACCAGGUAAGAAGACGCCUUGGGAGUGGUAGCCAAUACAAGGAGAUUGUAUGGUUGGGAGAAAGCCUUGCCAUUAGACAUUUCUUUGGUGACAUUGAAGCCCUUGUUCCUGAAAUUUCUUCACUGUUAUCUCUUUCCCACCCAAAUAUAUCUCAUUUCUUCUGCGGCUUCACCGAUGAGGAAAAGAAAGAGUGUUUUUUGGUUAUGGAACUAAUGCAUAGAGAUCUCUGCAGCUACAUCAGAGAGAUUUGUGGCCCGAGAAAGAGAAUUCCAUUUUCUCUUCCUGUUGCAAUUGAUCUUAUGCUACAAAUUGCCAGAGGAAUGGAGUAUCUUCACUCCAAGAAAAUUUACCAUGGCAAUUUAAACCCUUCUAACAUUCUUGUUAAACCAAGAAACAUAAGCUCAGAAGGAUACCUGCAUGCCAAGGUUUCAGGGUUUGGGCUCUCAUCGGUUAAGAAGUUUUCGCCUAAAAACUCUUCAAAUCAGAAUGGAAUCCUCCCGUUCAUCUGGUAUGCACCAGAAGUUUUGGAAGUGCAAGAACAGACAGGAAGUGCUCGAAAUUUCAAAUACACAGAAAAAUCAGAUGUGUACAGCUUUGGAAUGGUUUGCUUUGAACUUGUGACAGGAAAAGUUCCAUUUGAGGACAGCCAUCUUCAAGGAGACAAAAUGAGCCGAAAUAUUCGAGCAGGAGAAAGGCCAUUGUUCCCCUUAAAUACACCAAAAUUUGUGACCAACUUGACGAAGAGAUGUUGGCAAGCCGAUGCAAAUCAACGACCAAAUUUCUCAUCCAUCUGCAGGAUUCUUCGCUAUACAAAACGUUUCCUCGCCAUGAACCCUGAUUAUAAUAGAGAGCCAGACUCACUAAUGCCAGCAGUGGACUAUGGUGACCUGGAGUCAAAUCUUUUAAGGAAAUAUCCAUCCUGGGAUGCAACUGAUUCAUCACCUAUAUCGCAAAUUCCAUUUCAGAUAUUUGUUUAUAGAGUUUUUGAGAAAGAAAGAACAAGAGCAACUCAGAAAGAAACUUCUGAAUCAGGAAGUGAUAAAGCUUCAGUUAGUGGGGAUGAAAAUAUCAACGCCAUGGAUGAUCCAUUCUCAUUAUCCACAUUACCAUCGCCCACAAGAAAGUUCCCAACAUCACCCGACUCCAUGAACAGAAAACCAUGCCUGUCAAAGAAAUUGACGGAUUUGAAAAUAAGUAGGCAACCAGGGACACCAAAAGAACGCUGUAGACCUCCACGACUGACUCCUUGCGGGCGUAGGUUGAGAAUGAACUCGGAAAGCCAGCUAAUGAUGAUUAGUCCAAGGAUAAGGAGAACAUCUUCUGGUCAUGCAUCAGAUUCAGAUCUCCCAUAGACGGUUUUUUUUUUUUUUUUUUUUUUUGAAAGAAAGGGAACCAAACAACAGAAAAAAACUAAGACGCACAGCUCCUAGGAUAUGUUACCCCACAAAUAUCAUGCAUCAACAGGCUGCUAAGACCCACGAGGAAUAUCAAAAGAUGCACCCCCUAAAAGCAAAGAAUGCCUAAGAUAAGUAAGCCAAUCAGCAGCAAAAUUAUACUCACGGAAUACAUGCUUGAUAAGACGAUCCAAUCCCGCGUCAAAAGCCCACGAAUACCAUGCUCCAAACAAGAGUUGUAAGAAAUGGAACAAUUGUUGGAUUGAAGACCACAAAUUAUCAGUCUCAACAACAAUCCUUCUAUAACCUCUAUCCCAAGCAUCAGAUUCAGAGCUCUCAUAGACUUCAAUUGCCUAAUCAUUGCUUCAUCCUAAAUUGAAUAUCUUAAUUUAAUGGCUUAUUUCUAGGAUAUUUUAAGUGGACAGUUAUUUCAGCCCAAAUCAGCUCUUUAUAUGUAGUAGCCAUAGAUUUUAGUUUUUUUUUUUUUUCCUAUUUUCUUCUAGUAAAUUCCUUGGCAGUUUAAGGUUUCCAUUAGGGUUGUUAGACUUCCCCAUAUAUGUGUUUCGUUAUGUUGAGAACUUUACUUAUAUAUCUAUAUCUAUACGAUAUUUAUUUAUAAUUCAAUAUACUCCCUCCUUCUCACAAAGAU
Molecule: messenger RNA, 2953 nt
Organism: Hevea brasiliensis (rubber tree)
Lineage: Eukaryota; Viridiplantae; Streptophyta; Magnoliopsida; Malpighiales; Euphorbiaceae
Exons: 3
Coding region: 202-2262 (686 amino acids)
Biological process (GO): protein phosphorylation
Molecular function (GO): ATP binding; protein kinase activity
Source: RefSeq, a predicted model, not a curated record